Messenger RNA from Pelmatolapia mariae (spotted tilapia), 6263 nucleotides. Its product is annotated as cGMP-dependent protein kinase 1-like. The record is from RefSeq and is a predicted model, not a curated record. Gene Ontology annotation, molecular function: ATP binding; cGMP-dependent protein kinase activity. The transcript has 18 exons. Lineage: Eukaryota; Metazoa; Chordata; Actinopteri; Cichliformes; Cichlidae. The coding region runs from base 1224 to 3293 and encodes 689 amino acids. Gene Ontology annotation, biological process: protein phosphorylation.
UUGCGUUUCGCGUUUUUUCGCUUAUCGGUUUGAAAACAGCUCCCGUGCACCUGAGUGACGCUCAGCCCGCAGCAGGAGGAGGAGUAGGAGGAGGAGCAGGGGGAGAGCGGGGCUCGUGUUUCACGCCGUGUGUUUGCGUGGAUUCGCUUCUGCGGACGCCGCUGUGCUGACCCAGUCUUCCUCCGGACUUCACGCGAGGACCUGUGGAUUCUUCACUUAAACUUUGUUCCACGCUGUCGUCUCUCUGGUCGUCUCUCAUUGAUCAGAUGUUUCCUGGAGGUACAGCUGCUUCUGCAGGCAGGACGCUGAGAGCUGGUGAGUGUCUGCUCAGGUUUCCUCUCACUCAUCUCCACAUCUGCUCAGAUGAAACAGGGAGGAUGUGAGGUCACACCCUGAGGACCAAACGUUUCUCCAGUUGCAUCAUCAGGAAUUUUGUUUUCCUUGGAGGACCGAGGAACUCAGAGAACUUUAAAGACUUCAAUGGGAGAAACCUGAAACUGCCACAAAGAAGGAAACUAUCCUAAAACCAGAACUAGGUGUUUGCUCUCUGGUGAAACUCUGAGAACCCCAUCUGAGGAAUUCAGGGAGACCCUGGAGGUCCUUCAGUACAUACUGAGAAGAAAGUGAGUGAAACUAACGACACACCUGAAUUAUCCUCCUGGAAGAACCUGCAGCAUGACCUCAGACAAACCUCAGUGAGUUGCCAGACUCAAAAGUUUUGAGGGAGGGAUGUGAAGAGAGCUUCUCAGACACUGAGCUGAAACUCUGAUUUAACCAGAGGAACUACAUGACAACCCAGGAGGCCUCUGAAGACGCUGAAAGGCUCUGAAUCUGAAGCUUCCUGAAGGUCUUUCAAAUUUUGUACGUGACCCCCGAGAAAUGCUGAAUGUGGCAGAAGAAACAAGUAAGUGCAGGUGUACCAAAGAUCCUGGGUGUAAGAAUAUUUAAGAGUUGCUGUAACUGGCUCAUAGACUAACACUUUGACCAAUCAGGAUGAGCACUUCAAGGAUCCUGAAGAUCCAUAAAAACAGGAAACUCUGAGGAGGAGGUGCUGUGCAGAAACAUGACUUUUGGAAGUCAAAACUUUUAGGUGCUCAAAAUCCUCAAAGACCCCAGAGGAUUCGAAGAGUCGAGUUCUUUAGGAGAAGAAGGUAUUCCAGUGGAACCUGGGGGCGUACCCCAGAUAGUUCAAAAGAACUCCUUGUGGAUCCCCUGAAGGACAGAUGGGGACCUUGCGGGACCUCCAGUAUGCCCUGCAGGAGAAGAUCGAGGAACUUCGGCAACGCGACGCCCUGAUAGACGAGCUGGAGCUGGAGCUGGACCAGAAGGACGAGCUGAUCCAGAGGCUGCAGAACGAGCUGGACAAGUACCGCUCGGUGAUCCGGCCCGCCACCGCCCAGCAGGUCCAGGCGCAGCAGCAGAGCCUCGUCCUGCAGCCGGACCAGCACCGCAGCAAGCGGCAGGCCAUCUCCGCCGAACCCACCGCCUGUGACAUCAGCGACCUGUGCCAUGUGACCCUGCCCUUCUACCCCAAGAGCCCAGAAUCGAAGGAGCUGAUAAAGGAGGCCAUCUUGGACAAUGACUUCAUGAAGAACCUGGAGCUGUCUCAGAUUCAGGAGAUCGUGGACUGCAUGUACCCGGUGGAUUAUGGGAAGGACUCGUGCAUCAUUAAAGAGGGUGACGUGGGCUCGCUGGUGUUUGUGAUGGAAGAGGGGAAGGUGGAGGUGACGAAGGAGGGGAUGAAGCUGUGCACGAUGGGACCGGGCAAAGUGUUCGGAGAGCUCGCCAUCCUCUACAACUGCACCAGGACGGCGACGGUGCAGACUCUGACCCAUGUGAAGCUGUGGGCCAUCGACCGGCAGUGCUUCCAGACCAUCAUGAUGAGAACCGGACUCAUCAAACACGCCGAGUACAUGGACUUCCUGAAGAGCGUUCCCACCUUCCAGAGUCUUCCCGAGGAAACUCUCAGCAAACUGGCGGAUGUCAUGGAGGAGACUCAUUAUUCAGAUGGAGAGUACAUCAUCAGACAGGGAGCCCGAGGAGACACCUUCUUCAUCAUCAGCAAAGGGAAGGUGAAUGUGACCCAGGGGGAUUCAGCCAGCCAGCAGCCUAUACACCUCAGGGAGCUCGUCAAGGGAGACUGGUUUGGAGAGAGAGCGCUACAGGGGGAGGAUGUCAGAACAGCCAACGUAGUUGCCACGGAGCCGGUCACCUGCCUGGUCAUCGACAGAGACUCAUUCAAGCAUCUGAUUGGUGGCCUGGACGACGUCUCCAAUAAAGGCUACGAGGACGCUGAACUCAAAGCCAAAUACGAGGCGGAGAAUGCCUUCUUCUCCAGUCUGAAGCUCACUGACUUCAACAUCAUCGACACGCUGGGAGUCGGAGGCUUCGGACGCGUCGAACUGGUGCAGCUGAAGAGCGACGAGGCAAAGACGUUCGCCAUGAAGAUCCUGAAGAAGCGUCACAUCGUGGACACGAGGCAGCAGGAGCACAUUCGCUCAGAGAAGCACAUCAUGACCGAGGCGCACUCGGACUUCAUCGUCAGGUUGUACCGCACCUUUAAAGACAGUAAAUAUCUGUACAUGCUGCUGGAAGCGUGUCUGGGCGGAGAGCUGUGGACCAUACUGAGAGACCGAGGCUCCUUUGAAGAUUCCACCACCAGGUUCUACACGGGCUGCGUGGUCGAAGCGUUCGCCUACCUGCACGCCAAAGGCAUUAUUUACAGAGACCUGAAACCCGAAAACCUCAUUCUGGACAGCCGAGGAUACGCCAAGCUGGUGGACUUUGGCUUUGCUAAGAAAAUCGGUUUUUGUAAGAAGACGUGGACGUUCUGCGGGACGCCGGAGUACGUCGCUCCAGAGAUCAUCCUCAACAAGGGUCAUGACGUCUCUGCUGACUACUGGUCUCUGGGUAUUCUGAUGUAUGAGCUGCUGACCGGCAGCCCUCCAUUUUCAGGUCCAGAUCCAAUGAAAACCUACAAUGUCAUCCUGAGAGGCAUCGACAUGAUCGAGUUUCCAAAGAAAAUCACCAAAAACGCUGCCAAUCUCAUCAAGAAGCUCUGCAGGGAUAGUCCUUCAGAGAGACUUGGAAACCUCAAAAAUGGAGUCAAAGACAUCCAGAAACACAAGUGGUUUGAAGGUUUUAACUGGGAGGGUCUGAGAAAAGGAACGCUGACUCCGCCCAUCACGCCCGAUGUCUCCUCUCCGAUUGAUACGAGCAACUUUGACAGUUUCCCCGAAGACACAGAUGAACCACCGCCAGAUGACAACUCUGGGUGGGACUAUGACUUCUAAAGUGGCAGCCAUCAGUCUACACCAACACCCAGAGCUUGACACUUUAUGAAGAAGACGAUGACUUCUCAGCGGGCCGAACAAAGGCUGCGUGGGCAUCUUGGUGAAAUAUCCUACCUGAAGUGAUUGUGUUGUUCUAAGCAUGGCUGUAAACUUCUAGAAGUCAAACACUGAGGAUUUGAGGACCUAGUGCACGGAAGUUCAUAAAGGGAAAUGGACUCCAGGCCCUUCCUUGGUCAAACUGGUCAAGCUGGUCUCUACUAACAGGAGGAACUUGGGACCACCAUUACACCUGAGAGCUGGAAGCUGAAGCAGUUCAGGCAUCAAACAAACUGCCUCUUAACAUCACACGUUUGUUCUUUUUUCAUAUUAAGACAAUGCAGGAUGAUUUCUCGAGGCACUCAGGGCAAGAAGUCAGUCCCACAAACAUCUUUUGCUUUGAUGGUGAUUUUCAGCAAAUAGUUAAAAGCAUGUUUUUAACUUUUACAACAGAAAUGAUGUCAGAUUUUAGAAACCUGUCAGGACCCUGGGAGUUUAACGGUACAGCUACAGAAAAGGAUCUACAGCAUAGAAAAAGUCCUUUCAGUGAUGCCUCUGAAUAUCUCAUGAACCCAAAGAAGCCUGAUUCCUUGUUUGGCUACAGACGGACUUUGGGCAUGUCCCUCCAACAGAAGUCAAUGACCUGCGUAGCUCUAUCUUCAUGUGCUGUUUACUGCUGCAAGAUUUUCUGUCCCAUAUAUUGCUGCAAAACAAUUCUUUUUCAGCCCUCUGAAAUCAGGAAAUGAGUUUUUAAAAUGUUUGAUUAACACAUAGACAAUUCCUCUUUACAUUAACCGGCUGCUCCUAUAGAGCAGUCAAGACUGUGCAGCAAAAUAACUUCAUCCACACAAUACAGAAGAAAUAACCGGAUGUUCCUAAGAGACAAAAAUGAUAAUAUUUUGCGACAACUUGGGGUAUCCUCACCCGUCUUGAGUUAAUGACACACCACAGGCCUUUUUGGAUCCUCAUUCAACCGACACGUUUCACAGGAAGUAAUGUUUACCAUAAAUCUGAUGUCUGCUUUCAUCAAAGAUACCUGACAUCUUGACAGUUCAACAAAAUCAUCCCAAAGUGUUUCUGGGAGUAAUGAACAAGGCUAGAUUACCAACCUACCAAAGUGGGGAACUUCUCCAAGGCCCCAGAUCCUCCGUGGUUCCACAGACCGAAGGAGUUCUUUAUGAUAAUUACUUUUAGUAACUUCACCACAAGGUUAUCUGAAAGCAAAGACCAGUUAAAACCUGUGAGGACUUAAACCAAAAGCCCUCCUGCAUACUUCCCCCUGUGACGGCAUCACAGAAUCCAAGAACAACGUCAAAUCAUCCUUCCCAUACUUCCUGAAGACAUUGAAGGCAUCGUAGUCCUGCUUUGUGCAGCAAGUGGAAAACUUGUGCUUCUCUCAAGUGGCCUUGAUAACUGACAGUUGAACUUUGACCCCCUCAGAGGGAGCUCAUUCUCCUACUGCUUGCUGUUUGAUUAGGUGGUAGAUUUGGAAGUUUCUGGAGACCCUCUGUGGCACGAUGAACCGCACCGAGUGAAAUAAAGACAAACUGAGACCGAACACACAAACCUGAGGUCACCACGAUGCCUUCACUUCCUGUUUCAUUUUCUGGAACUUCAGAUCCAAAGACGGAUAGAAAGAAAACAAUGCUGGGCGUAGUAGCGAUCUUCAUCCCCAAAGAAUGACGGGGCUGUGAUGCAAACAUUUCUUCUUUAAGCUUUCCUUUCUGUCAUUCUUUAUAUUGUGAGUCUUUGAAUUGCUGCAUGAGAACUGAUGUUUUGAACAAUUUUCCAAGACUUCCUCCAUGUUUUUUGGACAUGAAUGAGACAGCAUGCUUUGAUUUCUUCUGAGCUGUUGCUCUGAAGACGUUUAAAUUGUGCAGGUUUCAGGAGUGUUUCCAUUUUUCUGCAAUGCAUCAAAACCGUUUUGUUCAGAACACGUUAGGAUGAUGUGUCCAAGACUUGGCCGUGGAAAGGUGGAGGAAAAAUAGAAUCCAUUGCGUCUGCAUGCUGACAGUAACUCCGUCACAAAGUGGACCUCUAGUAUUGUUGAGUUGAUGAGUCUGCAGUUUGUUUGCUUCCAAACAUGAGAUGAAAAGAUCAAAUUUGCAGUAAUUUAAAUUUGUACUGAUGAUGUAUUUUUGUGGCCUUUUGUAAAAGCAGCUAACAGUCUCAGUUUGUUAUGAAGUCUUUAUCUUCAGCAGUCGGAUUUCGCUGUGGUUUUUCUGUAGAAUGAUCAGUGAUGUGACGUCUGUGAGCUCUGCAUGACAACAACAGUAUGUUCAGUUUUCACCACCAGAGGGCAGCACACAGUCAGACUUCCACAAAGUAGCCUGUGCCGUGCUUUUCCAGCAAAUAUUCCAGUGGAAAAACAUGAAGGUGGGAGUCCAGUGAGGGAUGGAGUCCUCACUGAUGGUUUCUGGGAUGUGGAGAACACCACCUACGAGCCUCACUAAUUAUCAGUAAUUCCUAUUAUAUCUGAGUAGUUUGAAGUGGAGGAGGACUUCGUAGUCUAAAAACCUCGAACUAGAAUUUUCAAUCACAGGUCAUACUUUACUCAAAAAUGAGAAAUACCUGUUUCCUCUGACUGACUGGCUCCAUCUGCUGGACAGAGCUAAAAUACUCCUGAUGGGGACAAUCAGAGUCAGACGACAAUAAAAUGCACAAAAUAAAUAAGACACGUAUUUGGACCAGAAGGAGAAAUAUUCAUGUUUGUAUCGAAGUCAUGAUGCUUUGUGUUUGUGUGAUGAAGCUCAAGUGUCAUUGGUUUAUUUGUAUAUACUGGGGAUAUUGUGUUUUGAGGAUGUUUUCAGCUGUUUGUUAUUAUUAUUAUUAUUAUUAUUAUUAUUAUUAUUAUUAUUAUUAUCUUUGCUACAGUGGCUGUUGCAGUAGCUGAAGAAGCCUUCUGACUCUUUCCGUCAGUGGAAAAAGCUUUAU